CGUGGGGGCGAGGGGUUCGAGUGCGUGCGUGAGUGAAGGUGUGCGGGAAGGGUGUGAGCUGAGUGCGCGGCGCCUGUGCGAGAGCACUGCAGUGGCCCGAGGGCCGGUAAAGCCACAGCUGGCUUCUACUACUGGGGUCUCCGACCCUGCUGACAGGAGGAGAGUUGUUCCCAGGCUUCCCAGGACGUCAGGGGGGACCGGUGGACCAGUCGCAGCCUGGACGUUCAGGAGGGUUCUUGGAUUCCAGCGUUGCGCAGACCCGACGUACUGCUCGGAUUCCCCAUCUCGGGCAGAACGGAGCUGCAGGGGAGCGGGACCAGGACCAGGACCAGGACUGUCAUCCACCAUGGUGAAGCUGGGCUGCAGCUUCUCAGGGAAGCCAAGCAAAGACCCGGGGGACCAGGAUGGGGCUGCUACAGACAGUGUGCCUCUGAUCAGCCCCUUGGACGUCAGCCAGCUUCAGCCACCAUUCUCUGACCAGGUGGUGAUCAAGACUCAGACGGAAUACCAGCUGUCCUCCCCAGACCAGCCAAAGAAGUUUCCUGACCUGGAGGGCCAGAAGGGGAGCUGCAGUCAUCCUGAGGAAGGGCGCAGGCUGCCCACAGCUCGGAUGAUCGCCUUCGCCAUGGCGCUCCUAGGCUGUGUCCUGAUCAUGUACAAGGCCAUCUGGUAUGACCAGUUCACCUGCCCAGAUGGCUUCCUGCUCCGGCACAAGAUCUGCACGCCGCUGACCCUGGAGAUGUACUACACCGAGAUGGACCCCGAGCGCCACCGCAGCAUCCUGGCGGCCAUCGGCGCCUACCCGCUCAGCCGAAAGCACGGCACCGAGAUGCCCGUGGCCUGGGGGGGGAACUACCGCGCCGCUAAGGAGGGGCACAACCGGCCCACCCAGGCGGCGGCGGCCACCUACCCGCCCGGGAGUUCCUCGGUCCCGGGGGAGGAGGAGGAGCAGAAGGCAGCCGGGAGCGCGCCGCCCCCGGCUCCCCAGUGACCGCCUCUGCCUCUGCCUCUGCCUUUGCCGUGGCCCGGCCAGGUGUUCUCCCACGGCUUCGGUGACCAGUGCAUCCCCUGAUACUGUUGUACCCCGUGUUUGUGCCCCUGCCUCAGGCAUCCUCACUGCAGCCCCCACCCUUGGUGGGUUUCCAGCUCCUUCGCUUUUCUCUAAGUAAAGAUUCAUGUCU
This is a messenger RNA of Nycticebus coucang (slow loris), 1181 nucleotides long. It is a transcript of the gene CALY, whose product is annotated as calcyon neuron specific vesicular protein. The transcript has 6 exons. Gene Ontology annotation, molecular function: clathrin light chain binding. Gene Ontology annotation, biological process: endosomal transport; G protein-coupled dopamine receptor signaling pathway; clathrin coat assembly. The record is from RefSeq and is a predicted model, not a curated record. Gene Ontology annotation, cellular component: endosome; membrane. Lineage: Eukaryota; Metazoa; Chordata; Mammalia; Primates; Lorisidae. Bases 347 to 991 code for a protein of 214 amino acids.